CAUGUUUCAUUACAUUACAUGGUGACAUUGUGAAAAGUGCAAGUCAAAUCACUUCGUCUGCUCUAAUACUACCCAUGGGCUAAAAUCCCAGUAGAGUUCAUCCUUUUAAUCAAUACACUUACUGACAGGUACACAUGCCACAGCAGAAGUCCUGAUUCACCCUCUGUUACUAUUUAACAAACCCGGUGAUCACAUCCUCUGCUCUCAUCUCUUUGGCUCUCUACCUAGUUAUGUAACACUGCAGUUCUGCAAAGCUGCUGAUGUGCCAAAUCCAAAUACCUCCACAUCCAAUCCUCUAUACUACACGCCCAUGGCAUGAAUAUUAACAUUAACCAUAACUACAGGUCAGGUUCCCUAAACUAAUCACUGCGCUCAUUAUAUUGUGCAUUAUAAACUAUCCAGAAUCUGUUUAUGUGUGUGUCAAAGAGAAAGGACACGAGGAGGCAGACAGACAUAGGUAUCAGGACGUGACCAUGUGACCUCACCAGCUGUUGCUGUAUGCUGGUGGAGAAACAGGGAUGUGAGGGCAGAAGAGCGCGCGGGAGGGUGGAGAUGUGAGGAGCUCUAAGGCACACAAUGUGACUGGAAACAAGCCCUGAAUCUGCAGAGCGACAGCAGCGGGGUGAACACGCAGUCACAUGUGAGACACCGAGGAGGGGACCCACUCACGGCUCUUGAAUCAGCACAACACGUUUAUUUGUCACAUCAGCCCGCAGCAUCACGAGAGGACGAGUCCAGCACUGACCGCUCCUGCAUCGUCCGCUCGGACUGAGCCUGUGUCCACUGCAGCUCAGAGGUCUGUCACAGAGGCAAAUGGACCGAAUGGAAACGGCAGAGAAGCUAAAAGGCCACACUCCUGAUGGACCCCUGGAGCUGCUGCGAGGCAAAUAGACAAGCAUUUGACAAGUUGCAGCGUCUUUUUCUGCAUGUACCGUAAGGACCUCCCGCGGGGAAUCAUGUUCAUCAUGGGAUAGAGACGCAUGUGCGCAUUGCCAUGGAUACGAGCACUCGUAAAUUCACGGUCCGGAGAUGGUUCUCCAUCUACCUAAAGAACAAAGCAGCGAGGAACAAGAACAACACGAGCUUCGGUCAGCUCGAGGAUGACAGCAUAUUGAAGGAGUUUGACAUCAGCCACCAUGUGAGGGAGGGCUGUGAGAAAGCAGACCCCUCACAGUUCCAGCUGCUCAAGGUGCUUGGCCAGGGUUCCUACGGAAAGGUGUUCCUGGUGAGGAAGAUCCGAGGAGCAGACAGAGGACAGCUGUAUGCCAUGAAAGUUCUUAAAAAGGCUACACUCAAAGUUCGAGACCGUGUGCGUUCAAAAAUGGAGAGGGACAUUUUGGCAGAAGUUAAUCACCCCUUUAUAGUUAAAUUGCACUACGCUUUCCAGACAGAGGGGAAACUCUAUCUGAUCCUUGACUUCCUCAGAGGAGGCGACCUUUUCACUCGCUUGUCAAAGGAGGUGAUGUUCACAGAAGAAGAUGUGAAAUUUUACCUUGCAGAAUUGGCCUUGGCGUUAGACCAUCUUCAUAGUUUAGGAAUCAUCUACAGAGACUUGAAACCAGAAAAUAUUCUGUUGGAUGAAGAAGGACACAUCAAGAUAACUGAUUUUGGACUGAGUAAAGAGGCCAUUGACCAUGACAAAAGAGCGUAUUCCUUCUGCGGGACGAUUGAGUACAUGGCUCCUGAGGUCGUCAACAGAAGAGGACAUACUCAGAGCGCAGACUGGUGGUCUUUUGGUGUCCUCAUGUUUGAAAUGUUGACAGGAUCCUUACCUUUCCAAGGAAAAGAUCGUAAGGAAACGAUGGCACUCAUCCUCAAGGCAAAGCUGGGAAUGCCACAGUUCCUCAGUCCUGAAGUGCAGAGUUUAUUAAGAGCACUCUUCAAGAGAAACCCUGCUAAUCGAAUUGGUGCAGGGCCAGAUGGAGUGGAAGAGAUAAAGAGACAUCGCUUCUUUGCAUCCAUUGACUGGAGUAAGUUGUACAAAAAAGAAGUGAGGCCUCCAUUUAAACCCUCAGUGGGGCGACCCGAGGACACUUUCCACUUUGAUCCAGAGUUUACCUCCAGAACUCCCACAGAUUCCCCUGGCAUUCCCCCCAGUGCAAAUACACAUCAGUUGUUCCGUGGCUUCAGCUUUGUAGCAACCAAUCAAACUCAAGAGGCCAGUGUUAAUAUUGUAGCACCGUCCCGCAAUGAGGUGAACAAUGUCACCACUGCAACACAGCAUCUUCGAGGUGAUGUAGCAUUCAGUGAUGUUUAUGAACUAAAAGAAGAAAUUGUACAAACAGCCACAUCUGUUUGUAGGAGAUGUCUGCACAGAGUCACUGCUGUGGAAUAUUGUGUAAAGAUUAUAGACAAAACCAGAAAGGAUCCAUCAGAGGAGAUUGAGAUUCUGCUGCGUUAUGGCCAACAUCCAAACAUUACCACCUUAAAAGACGUUUUUGAUGAUGGACAAAGUGCAUAUCUGGUUCAAGAUCUACUGAGGGGAAAUGAGCUGCUGGACAGAGUUUUGACGAUGCCGAAUUUUACAGAGAAAGAUGCAUCGGACAUAAUUUGCACACUGACAAAAACUGUGGAAUACUUACACUCACAAGGGGUUGUUCAUCGAGAUCUUAAACCCAGCAAUAUCCAGUACGCUGAUGACAGCGGCCUGUCUGAAAGUCUUCGGUUGUCUGAUUUUGGCUUUGCCAAGCAGCUCCGAGCUGAAAAUGGUUUACUGAUGACUCCCUGCUACACCGCUACAUUUAUGGCUCCUGAGGUUUUGAAGAAACAAGGCUACGAUGCAGCGUGUGAUAUUUGGAGUCUGGGGAUUCUGCUUUACACCAUGAUCGCUGGUUUCAGUCCAUUUGCCAGCAGUCCUAACGACACAGCCGAGGAAAUACUGGCCCAAAUUGCAAGUGGUAAAGUCAUAAUCACUGGAGGGAAUUGGGACCUGGUGUCAGAUACAGUGAAGGACCUUGUUACAAAGAUGUUGCAUGUGGAUCCACAUCAGCGGCUCACAGCUCCACAGGUCCUGCGUCACGCGUGGAUAGUAGAGCGAGACAAACUUUCUGACAAAACCCUGACGAGGCAAGAUGUGUUUAGAGUCAAAGGGGCACUGUCGGCCACAUAUUCUGCGCUGAGACGGUGCACUCCAGCUCCUGUCCUUGAGCCUGUCCAGUCCUCCAGCCUGGCGCAGCGCAGAGGGAUGAAGAAAGUGUCCAGUCCAAACGUCAGUCCCAUCGUCCAAGCAGAUUCUAGAGAAAAGGAACAAUCCAAUGACCACACUCCAAAGACAAAAGGUUAAGGAGGAUUUAUGAAUGUGUAAGCACCUUCAAUCAAAUAGCAAUGGGGCACAUUGAGGCUUUUCACCAAUACCAACACAUUUAAAGCAUUGAAGAGAUCUUUAAUAAUGCACUACACAUUAUUACUGUACAAUUACAUUGUCCUGCUUUGAUGAAGCUUAGUAGUGAGUAGUAGAAAUAGUGUGGACCAAAAGUAGCUUUUACACAAGAUGCAUUAUUUAUAUGAUGAUUGAUGAUUAUAAGUACAGCGUUAUUCAUUCACUUUGAUUUUAUAGUAAUGCUUAAGAAAAGUAAUUCAUAACUAUAUUUUAAAGCAGACCUAUUAUGUAAAAUCUACUUUUUUGGAGUUUUUAACCAUGUUAUAGUUGUUUCCCUCACCAUUUACUCGAAGUUGUAUUUGGAGUGAUUUAUUUGAACAAUCUUUUAUCGCUUAUUUUCAAGACGUCAUAUUGCUGAUCCUUGUUUCAAUCCCCGUUUUCACCGCCACCGGCAUCUGCCCACUGCUCUCUACUUCGUCUUCCAAUUUUAUGUUCUUAAUCGAUACGUGCAAGAUUCGGCAGCUUCGCGAAGAUAUUUUGGUGCAAGUGGAAAAAAUAAAAAAAUUUUAAAAAUCCACUGCUAUUCAUCGGAGGCACUGACUCUUUACUGUGAUGACGGUUAUGGUCACAUCCACUCCCAUUGGGCACUGUAGUUUUCUAAUGCAGAAGUCAGCGGACUUGUUUUUUUAAGUCGUUUUAGAUGAAUAUUCCAAUUUAAAAUGUGGAAAUUAUAACAUAAUGAUCCAUGAGUGUCAUAGAUUAUAAAUAUAUGGCAGACACAAGCACAAUAGGUCUGCUUUAAAUCACUUGUGCGCAUACUUUUGUAGUACAUUAACUACUACAGCUAGUGCAGAAAGAAAUGAGCCGCUUUUCUGACUUGUGACGUCUUUUACUCGCCUUUAUCCAACAAAUGUAUCUGUUGCUUGUAUUCCACAAAACCCAGACCUGUAUGUCACAUAGACACUUUAACUGCAGUUAUUGGAUCUUCUGUGUUUCUAGAAUAGACACUAUGGGUAGCACUAGAAUCAGAAAAUCAAGUGUCUCUCUAAGUCUACUACGGUAGCUCCAAUAGGAUAUGCGGACUUUUCCAUCACUAAAUAAUGGCAAAACUAAUAAGAGUAGCAUUGUUGUACUGUAAUAAUAUUAUGUGUUUUUGCAAUGAAGUGCAACCAAAUAUUCAUAUUGUGCAACUACGCACAAAUUACACUGUGCAUUACACUUGUACUCAAAGGAAAUUGUAAGUAUAGUUGGAGUAGGAGCUGUAAAUAUGGUUUAGAUAGAAUCACAACUUGUACAUUAUUUAGAAAAGCUAAAGCUAGUUUAUCUGUAUAUUGUGCUACAUAGAUUUAUGCAGAGAGAAAUUUGUUGUAUAUAUUAUACUUGCAAUUUAAUAGCAACUGUGUUGUUUCCAAUGCUGUGUAAAUAUUGUGAAUAGAUGGGUAAAAACUAAAUUUAUUGGAUUGGACUGCCAAGGUUUUACAAAUAAAGAUGAUGACAGAUUGACAACA
Molecule: messenger RNA, 4827 nt
Organism: Periophthalmus magnuspinnatus
Lineage: Eukaryota; Metazoa; Chordata; Actinopteri; Gobiiformes; Gobiidae
Product: ribosomal protein S6 kinase alpha-2
Exons: 22
Coding region: 995-3283 (762 amino acids)
Biological process (GO): intracellular signal transduction; protein phosphorylation
Molecular function (GO): magnesium ion binding; ATP binding; ribosomal protein S6 kinase activity
Source: RefSeq, a predicted model, not a curated record